Molecule: messenger RNA, 1755 nt
Organism: Cyclospora cayetanensis
Lineage: Eukaryota; Apicomplexa; Conoidasida; Eucoccidiorida; Eimeriidae
Product: CDP-diacylglycerol--serine O-phosphatidyltransferase 2
Exons: 10
Coding region: 1-1755 (584 amino acids)
Biological process (GO): phosphatidylserine biosynthetic process
Molecular function (GO): L-serine-phosphatidylethanolamine phosphatidyltransferase activity
Source: RefSeq, a predicted model, not a curated record
AUGGAAGCGCAAAAAAGCGGCUCCCACGAGGAGGCAUCCUCUUGGAAUUUCACAGAAUCCAGAACCUCUCUCCCCCCUCCCCGAAGAGUGCAGCUGCGAGAUGCAGGCAUUCAGACGUCAGUACCCUCCAGAGAAUACGUUGGUCCUCGAGUUCGCGCUUCGCAGGCUCCAGAGUUCUUAAAGGAAGGCUGGCUCCACAGGCCAAAAACCGUCUCAUCCCUCUGCGGCGCCCUUCUCCUCAUUUUUGUAGCUGCGCAAAUCCACUCGCAGCAGAACAGCUCCCGCAGAGUUCGCCUUCUUAGUGGCGCGCUUGCCUCCCUGCUCAUCUUCUUGCUCUUCGGGACCUUACAACUGCCAGACGGCCUCUUGGUUCGUCCAUCGCCAAUCAUCUGGCGCUUCGUUAAAAGCUGCAGCAUCGUCUAUCUUGUUGGUAUCAUCUUCCUCCUCUUCCAAAACUUGGCAGAUGUGAGGGCUGGUCUUCACUGGUUGGAUCCCUCGACAGGCAUUCCUUUAGAAGAGCGAAAUUACGCCGAAGGUUGCAACUCGUGGGCGGCUGUCCUUGAUAAGCUUGACAUAUUUGUUUUGGCACAUUUCUUUGGAUGGCUCGUGAAGGCGAUGGUUAUCAGAGACACGUGGCUUCUGUGGAUUCUGUCUGUCCUCUUCGAGUGGAUGGAAAUUUCUUUCCGGCACAUCCUUCCCAACUUUUGGGAGUGUUGGUGGGAUCACGUUCUGCUGGAUAUCCUUGGCUGCAAUUUUCUAGGGAUAUGCGCGGGCUUGUUUCUUUGCCGACGGUUCCAAAUGUUGCAAUACCAAUGGCAUGCAAAUUACGAGGGACGCCUUUUGGCCUUAAGCAAUUCAGCCUCGCUCUCCUUCUCCGUACGCAAUGCCCCCUUGCCUGCCUCCGACUCGCCAGCAACCGGAUCGAAUUGCGCCGUCUAUCCAGCAGAUACUCACGAGGGGGAAUACCCUGUGACAGCCUUCUGUGCAGCUACUGCAGCAGCGGCCUCCUCUUCGCCAACAUGCAACUCGCCACGUGGUUCGGCAAAGCAGGGAUGCCGCGGCAACAAGACGGCUUACCACUGGCCGUCGAUGCUGAAAUCGGUCAAGUGCUUUGUAGGGAUUGUCUUCUUCUGCUUGGCAGUCACACUCUUGGACCUUAAUGUCUUCUUUUUGAAGGCUGAACUCUACAUAGGCAACUCCCACUGGAUAAUCCUCGCCAGGACCACCCUCUUCGCAUUUGCAGCUGCUGCGGGAACUCGGGAGUUCUACGCUUAUCUGACAGACAGCGAGUGCCCUCGCAUGGGACUGCAGUGUUGGCUAGAUCUAGCAAUGCUUUCUGCCGAGGCUCUUCUUGCCUUCAAGUACUAUUCAUCUGAGAAGGCCCUUCAGCCUCACCCCCCUUGUCCUACGUGGAUCCUUAUAUGUUGGUGCCUGGCUGCGUUUCUGGUAGUGGCUGCCACGUGCUGUAUUGCACUGGCCCCCCAGAAGUGCGCUGAGGCAGAGUCUGAAGCAUCUCCUUGCGCUUCCACAAGCCUCGAUACACGCGAAGGGCCUCCCCACAAAGGCCAGCCAGAAGGGCGCAAAGACAGAAUUUUGGAGAAGAAGGCAUUGUUUGCUAGAACAGCCUUUGCUAGCACAGCUCAGCAAAGCACAAACACUCUGACUCUUAUUGUACUCUGUCCUGUGUGGCGUCACAAACCCCUGCGCUGGGCUUCUCGGCCGCGAGGAUGCCAUGAACUUGAGAGGCAGCCAUAA